UGAGGUGGCAUGUGAGGUGGCAUGUGAGGUGGCACGUAAGGUGGCAUGUGAGGUGGCAUGUGAUGACAAUGCUCUGCAUUUUACAUUCCAGCACCGCCCCGAACCUGCUGCCUGGAUUUCAGUGCAGUGACCUCACGGGUGAAGAAACUGCGAAAUCCUUCGUGACCCUAAUUUCCGCAAAUGGCGGCUCGCUCUCUCCAACUCAGGCGAGCUGUUUGGCAAGUGGUCUGUCAUCCGUGGAUCUGGAUCAAGAUGUCCCCAGUUCAGUGCUCAUUUAUGUGGACGCCAAAAAGUUUACCAUUGAGCAACCGGCGUGCAUCCCAUUGUUCACGAGCCUGGGCAAGGCCGACAUCAACAAGCUGCCCAAAGACAAGUCGAGGACCAGUCUGCUGACCAGGGCCCUGUCGUGCCUGGAUAAACCGACAGGGCUGAGUCUGACGGCGAGUGAUGUCGCAGUCCUGGGGAAUCUGUCGUGCGAGCUGAGCGGUGAACAGAUCCAGAGCGCCGACAUCGGCAUCCUGGACAAUCUCAAGCAGUGCAAGGUCUACACGGCUGCUCAGGCCACCAGCAUUGAGGCUAAGCUCACCUCAAAAUAUGGCGCAUCAUCCACGUGGACUUAUCAGAACCUCCGAGACAUGGGCGACAUGGUCACCACUCUAUCCAACAACACGCUCACUGGCAUAACAUCAACCACGGCACUGGGCGCUCUUAUUGAAUACGUGACCGCACAAACACAGGUGAUGGACGUGAGGCCAGAUCGACUCCGCUUCUCUCCCGACCUGAAAUUGAUCCAAGUGAGGUUGAAAGCGCAGUCCGGCACCAGCGGCAGACGGAGGAAGCGCGCCACUUGUUCCGGUGCCCAGCUGACCCGGCAGGACAUCCUCACACGAGGCCAGGCGCUGGCACAGAUGAGCGCGGCAGACUUGGGUGGCUGUAUCUCGGACGCCGUGUUUAUCGAGAGCGUGGACGACCUCGGCAAGCUCAGUUUCUCCUCCGAUCAGCUGGCUGUCUUCAUGGCGAAGAUCAAGUCGGUGUUCAAGUGGCCGACAUCCACGGACACGUUGGCCAACAUCGGCAACUUGGCAUUGGCGUUCACUCCUGCCGAGAUCCAGGAGCUUGACCUCAGCAGCAUCGACUUGGUGGGGAAACUUUCCAAGACGCAGGGUUGGAGCACAGUCCAGAUCCAGGCCGUAACGAAAAAUUUCAUGAAUGGGAAAACCAUAGCUGGAUUGACGUCAACCGACCUUAGGUCUCUCGGCGUUUUCGUGACCGGUCUCUCCGACCUUUCAAUUUUGGAUCCUGCAGCCUUCAAGGAUGCAGCAGAGGCACUGGGAAGUGUUGACAAGUACAGCCUUUCUCAGCUCCGGACACUCUGGAAAAAAGCGAAUGACUCAUUCCAACAGACCCCUUCACAAUGGCCAACUGGGACCAUCUCACAGUUGGGAACGAUUGUCGCUGGAGCAAGCGCUGACGACAUCAACAACUUAACGUUGGCGCAGAAAGCUGAGAUUAAACCAGCGGCCAUCCCUCUCAUCCCGCGAGAAGUGUUUUCGGCUCUCAGCCCGGAGACAAUAAGAGCACUUGGAUUCUCGAGCUUGAUGUCCAUCACCACCCAGCAGUACAACUCUCUGAACCCGGCUUCUCAGGACAUCCUGAGCACCCGCUUCCCGAACACGUUCCUCACGUACGUCAUCCCACCCUCGGCCGGCCCUGGACUCCUCAACGUGCCACCCUCUGCGGUCGCAGCUGCCCAAGGUCUGCAUAUGGCCGUAAAAACGCUGGUGGCUGCGAUGCUGUUGCCAUCUCUGUGUCUGCUGUUGGCAUAAAAGAGCCUUGCAAAAAAAAAACCCGCAUGUGAAUCAAAAUACACCGCAACACACACACACGAACUCUGACACUCUUAAUCAUCUGGAUCUGAACUCACACACUCUUUGCACAUCAAUCUCAAUCCGUGAACCUUUAAAAUUACACACAACCCUUCUGAAAUACAAUGAUAACUGAAGUCUUCUAACAAAAUGACAGUGCAGCUAAAUCCGUAGCUGUACUGUACUUCUAUGUUCCCCCACCUUCACCAACCUGCACUGACCAGUGUGCUGACGUCUGGCGAAACAGCUCUUAUGACCAGCACGGCAUUGGAAGGGCCUCUUUCAGAAGUAUAUUGUCGCAAGGGCUGUAAGUACACAUCGGUACAACGUCCCGCGAUUGAGCGCAUAAUCACCUGCUGAUGAAACCUGACCCCUGCUGUACGUUAUGGUUUUGCAGAAACACCAACCCCUGUUUUUGGAAAUCACACCUUCCCAUUUCAUAACCCACGCGUCCCCAAACAUUCAAACAUCAUCCGUUCUAUACCCAGGAAGCUCAACCACCCUCACACAUUUUCUCUCGUUUUUUUACGUUUUAAAGGUUUUUGGUUGUAAAAAUAUACUUAUUUAAUCAUACUCGGGAUUAUAAAUGAAUCUGUAUUUGGGUAAACUACUACAAUAGGGGAUAUUCAUUAGCUCCGAAUAGCAUGGUUGGCUACGUACGGUGCGAAAUAAGUUCUACAUACAUUGCAAAAGUCUGCUCGUGCACCAGCUGGGACUGUUGUGAGUGGCCUCUGAUAAUAUGGUGUUCUAAUGAACAAAAUAUCGUCAUCUUAUUGACCUUCCCGUGAAAGUGAAAUGUCUUAUCUACCAACGGUAGGCAUUUAUAAACAAUACGAAACUAAACAACAAAGCACUCAAAUGCUGUCCCCAUGCCCGUCAAGUUCCACACUCCACAACCCCUUUGGCACUGCCUCUCCUAGAGCUCGUAGGCCGUGAGCUGCUCUGUUUGCACAGUGCAACCUCCUCGCGUUGUGGCAUCGUCUCUCACCACAGCCACGGGCGCCUGUUUCAACGGCCCUGAAUGGGUCUCAAACGGCGUGGCUACAAUGCGAUAAGCCGAUCGCAAUGAACGAAGGGAAAUCUCUCACUCGCAACGCCUUCACAGCUGCCCCGAGACCUCCCCGAGGCACAAAUCGGACUGUGGUGUUGCAGCGGUUUCUAAUAUGAACAACUUAAAACGUUAUCUUCAUUAGGUAAUUCACGUUGAAGGAAUCAUAUUUUACUUUUUUUAAAUACGACAAAACUUGAUAGAAAAGCAUAUAUUUUUUAUUAGAAAAAUAAUUUCUCAUCUCCAGCUGCUUGAUGUGGUGGCGCCCCAACGCCCCGAGUGGACGAACCGCCACUGUGUCCGUGCCUAAAAUGGUCACGAACCUCAUCGUCUGCAUCCCCUCGUGCUUCCAACCAGAAGGAUAUAAUUCGGAGCAGGUCUCUCGUCUGAGCUGUCAAAAGCACGGCGGUCAAAACUUGCACAGCUCCUACAUUGACAGCUUCCUGUAAAACGCAUGGGACCGUAUCGAGUUACGUUAAAAAGUGUAAAAAGUAAUAAAUAAGUGAACCCUUAUCGACAGCUCUCCGAUGUGUUUCCGGCUGGUAACCGCGUAUAGUUCGGCACGAUACCUAAAGUGUUUCACUGCACGCAUUGCGAGCUUCUUCCAGGAACUUCACAAAUACCUCACUUCACGUGGAGUGAAGCGUCAAGGCAUCUCUGCCAAACGACACACGGUACAACCGUAAAAAAAACACAUCAUCAGAGAGCUGUACGGCGCAAUAACGGAAAACGUACGUGGUCGUAUCGCCCUCAUCUGCCUUGUGCUCACCACGUCGUUACCUUUGAAAUCAUCCACUAACGUUGGUGCUUUUAAAAGCUGUCACUCGUCCGUGGAAUUACGCUCAGACCCCUUCUCGAUAAUUAGCCAGUGGAACAGAAACCACCCGUACCUUGAGGAUUUGGCACUGCCUCGGCUCGGAUGUGCCAGUGGGAAAGGGGAUAUGCAUUGUUCAACCGCUUUUGCCAGUUUCAUUCGAGCAGGCAACCUCACCUCGCCUUGACCCUUCAGCAUCUGCGAUACCGCUGUUGACCUUCACAACCAACCGCGUGCUGUUUGCCCCGCUGUCCAUUCGUGACUUCGAUGUUUAAUGGCCGUAACGAAACGGUUGUUGAUCAGUGCGUUUGACGCGUUUUAAAAACGGUAAACACCUGGCAACGCAUUAAUGCCAACACUUGAAUACACUGCCCGCUUCGAAGUUGGAUGCUCUUGUGCCAGAGAGCUAUUGUCAUUGGGAGUCAGUCUAAUGUGCUUUUGUCAGAUCAUUAGUCAUGUUGAAAAAAGAACCCCCGCCCAACGUAUGGUCCAUUGUAUACCCACACUCUAAACUACAUUUAUAUAUAUGCUGUCUGUAUAGGUGAUCAUUUUACGUGAUGCACAUAAUAAAGUAUAGCAAAUCUGAUGUGUGUGUGUAUAUUGAAAUAUCUUGCAUGAAUUGGUGAUUAUGUUCAAUGAAUUCAUGAAUAAAUUUCGUAUGCUACCCCCACAAUUCAAUGAAUUAUUUUGUUUUAUGUGCAACUGAUUCUCUGGGUUAUAGAUAGCGGACUGACCUUAAACAAGUUAACCUAGAACGCCGGUUCUCCAACUUUCUGGACCCACGGACCUCUAUCAAUCCUCACGCAUUUUUUUUAGCACUUGUAUAGAUGAAAUCUCGAAAUCGUAGCUUCGUCUCGAACGGUUACACGGACCGCUUCCGUGCUCCAGGGACCACACAGCUCUUACAACCGUUGACCUAGAAAAUUGCGUACUUUUAAAUAGGUUAAGAUUUAGAUACGGGUGAUGUUCUCAAACUGCACGCUGCUUUUAGAAAAGAUGACGUUGGAACUUAGCAUGAUGUGCAGGCUCACUACGCAUUAUGGGAAAAAAAAAACAUGUGAAUGUGACUGAGCGAAUGCAUUGGCUAAGGAUAUGUUAAAACGUUUGUUAUUAUCGCAGUGAUGUUGUGUAAGUAGAGCACUUUUUAUGAUGUGGAGAUGUCAUGCAAGGUUCCAGUAUUGUGGACACGUAAAAAGUAGUCGAAAGUACGUGUUAUAAUCAAAAAAUCACCUGUAAUAUUAAUAUAUGUAUAUACAGUGAGGGAAAAAAGUAUUUGAUCCCCUGCUGAU
Molecule: messenger RNA, 5016 nt
Organism: Petromyzon marinus (sea lamprey)
Lineage: Eukaryota; Metazoa; Chordata; Hyperoartia; Petromyzontiformes; Petromyzontidae
Source: RefSeq, a predicted model, not a curated record